This is a messenger RNA of Chelonus insularis, 4801 nucleotides long. RefSeq names its product UHRF1-binding protein 1-like. The record is from RefSeq and is a predicted model, not a curated record. Lineage: Eukaryota; Metazoa; Arthropoda; Insecta; Hymenoptera; Braconidae. The transcript is spliced from 13 exons. The coding region runs from base 619 to 4671 and encodes 1350 amino acids.
UUCUUGACUUAUUAGACAUGAACUCGGUGUAAACUAUACUGAUAAAGACUAAACUAUUGUAAAAGCAAAAAUAUAAUCACCAAGAUAUAGGGUUGACUUCAAUAAUUAUUUUAUUUUUCUUGAAUUGACCAUUGAGCUUAUAAAAAGCUACAUUUUCGAUCAGUAGUACGUAGUUUUGUGUGGUAUAAGUUUAGGUUUAGUCUGACUUAUCCGGUAAAUUUCAAAAUAAUAAUUAAUGAUAUCAUAAUGUAAAUACAUUUGUUUAAUAUGGAUGUGAGUGAAUUAAAUAAGGAUCAUUUAUCUUCAGCUGUCUACUUUAUGUAAGCAAGCUGUUAAAAAAAAAAAUCCAACAAAGUUACACAGAAAAAUAUUUAUUUCAACAAAUACACUGCUCUUGGAUUUUUAAAAAAUUUAUCUUAAAUAUAACCUAAAAGUUUUCGAAUCUUAUUCAUCGUAUAUUGAUACAUUUCAUAUUGAAAGUUUUAAUGAUGUGGAAAUAAAAAGUUCAUGAUUAAAUAAGAAUUGUAAGAAAUCGUAUAAAUUGUUACUUUUAUUGAAUACAAAUAUAAAUUUGUCAUCAACAAUAACUUCUGACUGAUGUGAGAAUAUUUUGAAAAUAUGGCAUCUAUUAUAAAAAAUCAGUUGUUGAAACAUCUGUCAAGAUUUACCAAAAAUUUAUCAGUGGAUCAAAUUAAUUUGAGCACUUUAAGAGGAGAAGGAGAAUUGUUGAACUUAGAAUUAGAUGAAGCUGUUCUUACUAAUUUACUUGAACUACCUUCUUGGUUGAAGCUAACUAAUGCUUGGUGUAACAAAGUUAUUCUACGAAUACAAUGGACUAAACUCAAAAGUGUUCCUAUAUUUUUGCACUUAGAUGAAGUUCAAAUUGAAUUAGUAACUUGUGAUGAUCUACGAAAUUUAUCAUCACCAACUAAUAGUACUGCAGCAAUUUCUGGAGCUAGCAAAUAUUCAUUUAUGCACAAAGUUAUUGAUGGUAUUACAGUUGCUGUUAACACGAUUUCGAUAACGUUCAAAAGUCCAGCUUUCGUUUCAAACAUUCAGAUAUCUAGAAUUAUGGUCGAGUCUAAAUCACCAACCUGGCAGCGAUGUGAUUUAAGAAUGACACGCGUUAAAGAUUCUGACAAAGGACAAUUAUUAAUAUUCAAGGAACUCGAAUGGCAAACAGUUAGAAUUGAGGCUCGAAGUACUAAAGAUCAUGAUUUGACUCCGUUACGUUUAUUGACAAACCAAGCACGUUGUCGUAUAACUAUUAAAAAGCGUCUUUCUGAUUGUUUUGUCAUGGGAUCAAGAUUAGUUUUAAUUCUUGAUGAUCUUUUGUGGGUAUUAACUGAUUCCCAAUUAAAAGCUGCUUUACAUUUUAUUGAUUCACUAGCUAAUCUCAUUGAAAAAGCAACAACAUUAGAACGGAAGAUUAAAUCUGCAAGAAAACUUGAGGUUCUACCUGAGUAUCAAGAACAAAUAUUACAACAAUCAAAAUCAAAGCCUGUCUGUAAUUCAGCAAUAUCUAAAAUUUUCAUGCGCUAUGAUGUUAUAGAAACAUCAUAUCAUUUUCUAGCACAACGAAUUGAUUUACAUUUGUGCGAUGAUCCCGGUAGUGGGAGAUCUUCACAUCCAGAACUAAAAAAUGGUGGCGCAUUACAGAUCUCACUAGUUAAAUUCCAAGUUGAUUAUUAUCCAUAUCAUCUGGCAACAGCAAACAGAAAACAUUGGGCGAAAUAUCGUGAAAAUACAAUACCACACGUCCAAUGGCUCCAGCAAUCUUUCAACGCAUUUCGUCGGCAAUUUUUAGAGUUAAUUGACAUUGGACAAAAACAGUCAACUAAAAAAAAUGGAAAUCAAGAGAUGGAAUCGGAUGAUGAUAGAGAGACAGCUGCUGAAACACAUUCAUUUUUAGAUAACGAAAGACGAAGAUUAUCAAGUAAAACAAUUAAUAGUAAUUAUAACUUAAUAAAGAAUUAUAUAUCGGAGCAACUAUCAAAAUUGAUGACAGUGUGUAUCAUUAUAAGGAUCUAUGAUUUUACAAUUUAUAAAGUAACAACACCCACAAAAACUCCAGCAACUAAGGAAUUUAUAACAGGUGAUAGAGAGAAAUUUUUACUGCCUGAAGAUGUAACUAUUUUACAUGCUGAGUUCACUCAUUAUUAUUAUCCUGGUGACAUGGUAUUUCCUUUACCACCACCAAAAUUUUAUGUGCAAUUGAAUCCAAUACAGAUUAAUUAUGAUAUGUACAGUUGUUUGUGGUUUAACUCAUUUUUAUUACAUUUAUAUCAAUCGUUGACGUCUAAUCAAAAUAAAGUUGAUACUGCCAUGAAUGUAUAUUUUGAUGUAAAGGUAGAAGCUAUUUUACCCAGGAUAAUUAUUGAAUCACAACAUGAAUAUCCUAAUCAACGCGAUCGUCCUAAAUCACUCCAUUUACAAACGUCAAGAGUCACUUUAACCAAUGUUCGUUCUAUUGACGACAAAUCAUCUCGUGCUAAUUUAGCUGAUUGUCUGAAUGCAUUUAGAAUGGGGCAAAUGUUUUUUUCGACUGAUUUUCCAUACAAAAAGAAUGACCAUCAAGUCAUUACUGAUAAAUUUUUAGGCCACUGUGCAGGCACUGAUGUUAAAUCUUCACUCAUCGAUUUUUCAGUAUCAUCAGUAGACGACAUUGUUGGCAAGUUACAUAAAAAAUUAUUAUGGAUCGAGUGCAAAGAUGUAUGGUGUCUUAAUCUCGAGCCAGUAUGGGCAGAUUUUUAUGGUGUUCGUGCAGUAGGAAUGAAUCGACCUGUACCUUUAGUGGAUGCAUUUCCCCUGAUGAUAUGGCUACACAUCAACGACAAUAGUCCAGCUACUGAUAAUUGUGGUACGAAAAUCCAAAAUAAUUCUGGAAAUGGUAAUAUUCACGUCCUAGCACACAUAAAUAAUUUAAUUAGUGUUCAAUUAAAUCAUUAUCAGUACUUAUUUUUGUUACGGCAGUUAGAUAUUGUUACUGAAAUGAAUACUUAUCUUGUGUUAGAUACCAAUAAUAUUCUCAAAGUUAGUGCAAGUGAUUCCUUUAUUUUUGGUGCUUUAAUACCGCAAUUAGAAAUAACAUUCAUCAUGCCAUCUCAGAAUCCUGGGAAAGAGAAUUCGGGCGGUGAUUUAGAGUCGGUAAUUCCUGACUCAUCAAGUGCUGCUGAAGAAAUUCUAGCAAUGUCUUUAAAUCAAACAGCAGCGUCAAACGCAUCAAGAUUGGAAUUCGGAUUGAAACGUUUUAAUACAAGCAAUGAUGUAGAAACACCAUUAAGUGAAGUUUCAUCUAUGAUUGGUAUGGAUUCACACCCUACAGUGACCUUCAAACAAACGGAUAAAAAUAGUAUCAAAAAUGUGGGUCAGCUGAUGACACAGCAAUCCCAUACCCUUGAUGAUUCAGAAACCCAAAAAUUUUGUAAAUAUCCAAAAGAUCAACAACAAGCAGCAUUUAUCCAAAACAAUUUCAACGUAGGGUUUUCUAAUAUGAAGAAAAGCUUUGCUAAUCUUAUGACUUCCAUUGAUUCUGCUUUGAAAGCAUCUCCAGAAGACGGUAGCAGUGAUACCGUAUCAAUACAAAGCGAACUGAGCUCUGACAGUGAAAAUUAUAUCGUCGUAACAUUAGAAGAACAAGAAAAAUCGGAUUCAUUAUUUGGCAAUUUGAAUGUAGGUAGUAUUACAGCAGUAGAAGAAGCCAGUGAAGUAAUUGAAGAGACACCUGAUACCCAGAGCGAAAAAUCCUUAGAUAGUGCUUGUAAAAGGAAGGAUUUAGUGUCCAUGAUGACACUAAAAUUAUCCAAGAUUGAGUUGGUACAUCAAUCAAAGGGCUUUGCGUCAACAAUAAAAUUACAAGUAGCUAAGAUAUUAAAUGAUGAAUGUACUUCCAUUCCAUGGGAUGAACUCCAGACAAAAUUUAGUUCUAGAUCUCGAGGUUGGAUGGAAUCACAAUGUGAUGACUGUAAAAUAUCUGUAAAAUUACGUUUAGAACAUGACUUAAAAUCUCAAUAUAGUAACUCUAUAGAUAAUUUAAAAAUUGAAAAUGCUAAAAUAUCAAACUUUUUUGAGGAUAGAUUAAUCGGUGAUAUUAAUGAUAUCAACUUAGUAUUGUCAAUGAGUACAAUCAAUGGUUUGAUGGAUUUGUUAGAAGAUGAAAUAUUACCAGAUUAUUUACCUGUAAGUUUAUCUUUAAAUAAUAUUUGUAUACAUUUGAAUGAGGAUCGUCCUUCAAAUAAUAUUACAUCACCUGGGCCAAUACCAAUUAAUUUAAAUAUCCAAGAACUGAAACUAAAUCGUGAUAAGAAUGGAAUAAUAAACAUUGAAUCCCUGAAGAAUAAUAUUGUAAGUAAUACAACACCAAAUACAUCAGUAGAAUCGGAAAUAAAACAAUUAAAGCAACUUAACAAACAAUUGAAGAAAGAUAAUGAUGAAUUAAAACGACGUUUAUUAGCACUGGAUUACUUAUCGAAGGAAAACUCACGGUUAAUACGCAAUAAAGAUGAAUUAGAAUUAAUUAAAUCACAAUUGAAUGAAGCUCAGGAUAUAAUAGCAGCUUUAGUAAAAGAGAGAGAUAUGUUACAGGAGAAUAAUUUAUUGUUACAAAGCCAAUGUAAAAAAUCUAAUGAAUCAACCAAUGCUGGAAGAACUACCUGGUCGAUUAAGAGAUAGCACAGUAGUUGUUUCAAUUGCUCUAAAUGUUGUAGUAGUAUUAAUAAAUCAUAAUUAUAUGGUUUAAAGUAUUUAUAUUUAUAAAAAUCAUUAUUAGUUGGGGAAAUAUUUUUAUUAUACCAAUAGAAAA